This is a messenger RNA of Sus scrofa (pig), 5177 nucleotides long. The record is from RefSeq and is a predicted model, not a curated record. Lineage: Eukaryota; Metazoa; Chordata; Mammalia; Artiodactyla; Suidae.
CAAAGUUUUGGGCGGACGGUCCAGGCUCCUCCCUCUGGCUGGGCCGCGCCGGGAAGAAGGAGAAGAGCCGGAGGAAGGAGGCUGCACGGGCCGGAAAAGUCGGCGCAGCGCGCUGCGCCCCUGGCCCGCCCGGGCCGGGAGUCCUGCGUCGCGGACCCGGCGGGGCUGCAGCGCCGGGCGGCGGGCCGGGGCUGCGCGCGGCGGCGGCGGCGGCGGCGGCGGCGGUGGCGGCCGGGAUGCGGCGGGCCGGCCGCCUGAGCGCCCCCGAUGGCCCGCGACGCGGCGACCUGCGGGAGCGACGCGCGGCUGCAGCUGGGCCGGGACGCCGCGCGGCCGGUGCCCGCGCUGCUCGUCCCCGCGGUGCUUCUGGGCGCUGCCCUCGGCCUUGGCCUCGGCCUCUGGCUCGGCUGCCGCGCCGUCCGCCCGCGCCCGCGACACCAGAAAGACGAUACUCAGAGUCUGCUCCAGAAUUUGGAGUCUAACGUGCAGACCCCGCCAGAAGCCGGCUCCCCACCCAGGAGGAGGAAGAGAGAAGCACAGACUUCCAAGGACGAGGCGGCCCUGGACGAAUGCAGGCCGCCUUUCAACAGCAACAUCACAGCGUUUGCACUGAAGGCAAAAGUCGUCUACCCCAUCAAUCAGAAGUUCCGGCCUCUGGCCGACGGCUCCUCCAACCCGUCUCUGCACGAGACCCUAAAGCAGGCGGUCUUGCCGAACCAGCCGGUGGAGGCGUCCCCUUGCAGCAGCCUGGGGAGCCUGAGCCAGGCCGAGAAGGACGACUGCAGCUCCUCGUCCAGCGUCCCCUCGGCCGCCAGCGAUGACAGAAUCCUCGGCCGCACCUUCCUGGGGGUGAGGAGCUUCCCCGAGGCCCUGACCUGUGAGAGCGUGGACCUGGACCUGUGCAUCCUCAACCUUCACCUGAAAGACCUGCUGCGUCUGGACGAGGCGCUGAGACAGGAGAAGCACGUGAUGUUUAUUCAGAUUUUAAAAAUGUGCCUCCUUGACCUUCUUCCUAAAAAGAAGUCUGAUGAUGAAUUAUACCAGAAGAUUCUUUCAAAACAACGCAAUAAUCUGGAGGAAUUGGAAAAGAGCCUUCAGGUCAGACUGUCGAACACAGAGGCCCUGGGUGCUGGCGACUCUGAGGAUAUCACCCUGGCCGACGUGGAAAGGAAGGAGAGAGAAUAUUCUGAGCAGCUGAUAGCUAACAUGGAAGCUUUCUGGCAACAGAUGGAAAGCAUCCAGCACUUUCUGGUGGACCAAUUUAAGUGUUCCAGCUCCAAAGCCCGACAGCUCGCGAUGACUCUGACAGAAAGAAUGAUUGCUGCCGAAGGGCUAUUGCGUGAUUCGCAGGAUUUGCACGCGCUGGACGCCCUGGAGAGGACGAUGGGGCGGGUGCACAUGGCAAAAACCAUCGAGUUCCUGAAGCUGCAGAUCCAGGAGGAGACCAAAUGCCGCCUGGCCGCCAUCUCCCGCAGCCUGGAGCAGCUGGCCGUCGAGGGGACGCUCUCCGGGCGCCAGAAGGAGGAGCUGCUGACCCAGCAGCACAAGGCCUUCUGGGAGGAGGUGGAGCACUUCAACAGGGAGUUUGUCCAGCGCGGCAAAGACCUGGUCACGGCCUCGCUGGUUCGCCAGGCGGAGGAGAUGACAAGACUCACGCUGGCCCAGCAGGAGGAGCGGGGGCGCCUCCAGGCCGAGAUGGAGCUGACCGAAGACCCCAAGGGGUUCCUCCAGGCUUUUCACGAGCUGCUGGAGAGGCAGAGGCUGAUGCAGAGUGACCUGGAGGAGGAGGGGGACGUCGGAGCCACCCAGGCCGUGGCCACGCUCUGCCAGGAGCUGUACCGCAGCGCCAUGGAUACGUUCCAGAAGUUCGUGGACGUCUUGUUCCUUCAGACGCUCCCCCGUGUGACCGGCCUCUCCCAGGCUGAGUGUGAGUACCUGAAGCAGGAGGCCCAGGAGAACGCAGCCCUGCAGCUGGGGAAGUCGGAUCGCUUCCGGAGUCAGCAGUGGAAACUCUUCCAAGAUCUCCAGGAGCAAGAAAAGCAGGUGUGGAUGGAGGAACAUACACUGUCAACUGUGCUGCAGACACACCUGCAGGAUGACCAUGAGAGCAUCAUCCACCAAGUCUUGGACCAACUUGGCGGGCUCAGUGAAGAGUCCACGCAGGGCAUCCUACAGGGCCAUGAGCUGCUCCUGUGCUCCGCUCUCCGGAGGCUGGCCCUCCGCGGCAGUGCCAUCACCACCCUGACACAGAUGAGGCUGUCGGGAAAGAAGAGCCUUCUCCAGGAGCUGCGUGAACAGCACGCCCUGGAGCAGGGCUCCUCCCAGUGUCUGGACGAGCAUCAGUGGCAGCUGCUCAGAGCCUUGGAGGCCCGCGUCCUGGAGGAGGCUAGCCGGCUGGAGGAGGAGGCGCAGCAGAUGCGGCUGCAGCUUCAGCAGCAGCUCCUGGCUGAGGCCCAGGAGGUCGGGCAGCUGCUGCGGCAGCACACGGAGCGAGCCGUCGGGCAAGCACUGCUGGGACACGCGCGCAACACGGCCUCCAGGAGCUGGGCCAGGGACAGGGAUGACUUCAAGAGAGCGCUGACGGAGGCGGCCACGGAAAGCAUCUACGUGACCAGCGCUGGCAUCGACCGGCUCGUGCAAGCGUAUUACCAGCAGAUUGGGAGGGCCAUGCAGGAGCACGAGGAGAGGGCGCUGCAGCAUCUGAAGACCCUACAGGGUGAGAGAACGGAAAAUUACAAGCUGCGGAAAAAGCAAGACCUCGGCGAUCCUGUGUCAGGGGCGGCGAUGGCGGGUGGAGUUCAGGAAGCCUCGGGACCCGUGCACCAGAGGCUCCUGUGACUGAGACCCAUCAGAUAAUCCAGGAGAAUCUCCAAUUUUAAACCGGCAGCCUUUAUCAGCCUGCGGAGCCCUGAGUGCCAUGUAACAUUCUCACACGUCCCAGGGGUUAGGGUGUGGACACCUGCGGGGGACGCAGGGCGGCCUACCACGGUCAUGGCCCGGCCUUCAGCACGGAGCUAUACGAUGUGAAAUUCAAACGCUUCUGGAAUCAGAACUCUCUUAGGAUGGCUGUUUUUUAAACAUCCAUUUCUGCGGUCAAAUUUGAGUCCAAACGUCAGGAGUCUGUGAGCUUAUGCCCCUGACAAGGUGACUCACCCCACAGCCAAGCGUCCCCUCCCUCCAGGAGGCAGCAGGGGGUUGGCAGUCCUGAAAGCCCCUGCUCUUGUGCAGGUUCGGGCCCCACCUGGUGUCCCAGCACAGCCUCUGUCCUCUGUGGGUGCUUGUCUGGGGCCCUUGUCACUCUCCUCCUGGCUUAGAGCCGCAGCCUCUGGCCUGACCCUGCUCAGCCUCCAGCUCGCUGCACCUGCAGCCAGACCACGAGGACAAGUCCGCCUGUAUCUCAGAUUCUCCUGGACCCUUGCAUGGUCCCCACAGGCCUUGAGGGUGAAGCCCUGCCCCUAACCCUGGCACCCAGGCCUUUCCUGGGCCGUCUUGUCACACCCCAGCUUUCUCAAGAGCUGGGUCCAUGGGGGCAGCAGACAGACCAGCAGGAUGACAGUCGAGAGUGACCAGGACUGGUGACAGAGCAGGGAUGGGACGGAGGCUGCUCACAGCAGGAAGCCACCUAGUGUCUAUAGUGGGCACAACAGGGACCCCCAAAGAUGCGUCCAUGUUCAAAUUCCUGAACCCACAUAUGUGCCCUUAUUUGGAAAAAGGGUCUUGGCGGAUGUUGUUAAGAUCCUGAGAAGGGGACGGCAUCCUGCAUCGUCCCAGUGGGGCCCAAAUCUAUUGGCAGCGGGAGCAGAGGGACAUUCGAUCUCACACGGAUGAUGCGACGCUGGAGCCAGAGUGGAGUGGUGCCGCCACAAGCCUAAGGUGCCAGCAGCCACCAGCAGAGGCGAGAAACAGCUUCAACCCUAGAACCUCCAGAGGGAGCAUGGCCCUGGGGACUCCCUGAAUGAAGAUUUCCGGGCUCCGCUGUGGGAGAAUAGAUUUCUGUUGUUUUAAACACCCUAGUUUUCCGUCAUUUGUUAGAGCAGCCCCAGGAAAGCAAUGCAGCUUCCUCGAGGGUGUGAGAGAGAACACACUGCAUAGCCCUGACCUCAGCUCCAUCAGUUAUUUGUUCAAUAUUCUCCCCUCCAGCUCAAAGUGGGGCCCCUUGAGGGCAGAGGCUGAGCCUCCUUUCAUAGCUGUGUCUUCAAAACCCAGCUUAGCACGUGGGAGUCCAGAAAUACUUCGAGAGAGAAAGGAAUGAAUGGAUGGAUGGUGGGGUUUUGCAGGAUGAAUAGGAGUUUGCCAAAGACAAAGAAGAGGAGAAAGAUGUUACCGGUAGAAGAAAGAGCAUGAGGCAAAAGCAGAUGGAAUUUUGUGCCUUCAGAUACACUCCAUGGAGAGCUGCCUGGUCAUGCUAAAGGCUAGCUUCGGCCUUCAGGUCUAGAAAUUUGGCCCCUUUCAGAAAAUCAGUCACAAGAUUGAAAAGAAGAAGCGAGAGAACAAUUAUAGAAACGGGGUGGGUGGUAUUGCAUGUUUCUGUUUGCUGAGGACCAAAGGAAGGUCAGCUGAGGAGGGGAGGGUAUUCAAAGCAGGAGGGGAGGGGUCUCUGCCCCUGAUAGGGAGGCAGGCUCUGUCCAGGACAGGGACCCUGCUCCAGCCCCGGCUCUGUCCUCUGCCACUGGCGGUAAUGAGGCUGCCAUCCUCAACUCUCAGGCUUCGCGUCCUAGGACCCAGGCUCCUGUCUUACAAAGGAAGGGCUUGGGCAGUUCUGAAAUUUUAAAUAGAGUCAGGUCCUUUCAGAAGCCUUGGGGUUAAAAUGAUUUUCUCAUACAAAGUGCCACUUGCUGCCCAGCCACUUUGCAGCAGUAGGAACUCGGGGCUGCGGCCGCCCCUCUGAGCUCCUCCCGAGCUUUUCUCCUCUCUGUCUUGUCCUUGUCACCAAGCCACCCUAACGUCAAGUGAAAAAUGCCCAUGUGCGACUCUAAACUCCAAGUUUUAAUCAGAUGGCGGCGUCUGCUUUUAUGAUGGGAGGGCUCGAGCCGUGGCCACGGUGUGUGUCCCCAGUAAAUCUUGCCCGCCCUGGCCAGUCUCCUCUCCCAGUCCCAAGGGCUCAAGGACGGCUCUCAGUCACCAGCUCCCACGACUCAGCGGGCUCCGGGGACAGGUCCGUGCUGUCUGAUGAGCCC